AUGCAACUCAAAGUCGGAAAUCGUUUUUUGGAACGCUUUCCCCCAACUAACCUAUCGUAUGAAGUUAUAAUCACAUCAGUGGAUACAGAUCGAGACUGUGUGAGGAUUCAUUAUCAUGGUUGGAGUGCAAGAUGUGACACAGAGCGAACAUUUAAUUUUUGCGAGACAAACUGGAUUCCAUGCACAGCUGCCGCGCUCAAGAACGCCAAAGAGGCUCAAAAAGAAGGGGCUAAGCGACAACAAGAGAUAGCUGCAAAAAAGAAAGCUAAAACCCAAGAAAAAGCAACGCCACGCCACGCCAUAGAAGCUGUGAAAAGAAAGGGAAGGCCACGCUCACAAACGGAAGUUGAGAAAGCAAGUGCAACGCCACGCUUGCAAACGGAAGCUGUGAAAAGAAAGGCAAGGCCACGCUCACAAACGGAAGUUGGGAAAGGAAGUGCAAAGAAACGCUUGCAAACGGAGGUGAUCAACAAAGUUAUCGGGAAGCGAAAUGACACGAAGAUUCCACGAAGCAAAUCGUUGACCAAUAUCACUCCAGCCACUACAAUAACAAAUAACGUUUCGUUGCCUAGGCAAAUCUUUCUGCAGAUGCAAGAAGUGAUGUGGUCACCAAUUCUUCGCAACCAUACGAUUGACGCGACUCUGCGUGAGUAUCUCAGGACAUAUCAUUACCUUGCAAAAGAUGAUCAGGAAAAGGCAGGAGCUGCACAAAUGCUCGUGGACAUGUUCGACGUGCAUUGUUACGAGAUCCUCUCGAAGGCCGAGGCCGUUAGCUACUUUCAAGCCGUAACCAAAAGCGAAUUCUUUUUUCCGUCGAGUUACUUUGGGUCAGAACAUCUUCUUCGUUUCAUCGCCACGCAGCUCACGUUUGUCAUGGAAAACGAUAAGAAUUGGACUAACGAGAAGAAAGCGAGCGUUUUUAUGAAUAUGUCACACUUCGUGAAGUUUAUGAAUGAGAACGGCGGCAGGUACGUCGAUCAGGCUCAGGCCCUUGGAAACGUUAAAUCGCAAGAGGAAACGCAAAAACCUAAACAAAAAGUCACUUUUUGGUUGAAUGCUCAU
This is a messenger RNA of Mesorhabditis belari, 1062 nucleotides long. NCBI's taxonomy places the organism in Eukaryota, Metazoa, Nematoda, Chromadorea, Rhabditida, Rhabditidae. The record is from the annotation of a GenBank genome assembly.